This is a messenger RNA of Rosa rugosa (rugosa rose), 582 nucleotides long. RefSeq lists its product as uncharacterized. The transcript has 4 exons. The record is from RefSeq and is a predicted model, not a curated record. Gene Ontology annotation, molecular function: nucleic acid binding; RNA-DNA hybrid ribonuclease activity. Bases 1 to 582 code for a protein of 193 amino acids. Lineage: Eukaryota; Viridiplantae; Streptophyta; Magnoliopsida; Rosales; Rosaceae.
AUGGGGGAUGUCUUUGCUUCCUCCUCUCUUGGUGAUCCUUUUAGUAUUCGCUGGAAGUCACUUUGGAAAGCUAAGAUCCCUCGGAAGUUUGAGAGUGUUGGAAAUGUGUUAUGUGGGUGCCCUACUGCACAGGAAAUCCUUACUGCUCCUCCUUUUUCAAUUCAGAAUAGGAAUGAUAAAUUGUGGAGUGAUAAUGCUAAAAACGCUUCUACAAUUGUUGCUUGUACUAUGGCUUGGAGGACGAAAGCUAGAGUACAUUGGUCCCCUCCCAUGAGUGGCUUAUUGUGCAUGAAUGUUGAUGGUGCUUAUGUUUCUUCUCUACAACAUGGAGGCAUUGGCGGUGUUCUGCGUAAUGAGAAGGGUGAGUUCAUUGCAGGCUUUGCUUAUAGAGUGACUAAUGUGUCCUCUGCCUACCAUGCUGAGUUGCUUGCUAUUAAAUCUGGGCUGGAGCUUAUUCAGGUGCUGGGUGUGUCUAAUGUUGCUAUAAAGAGUGAUUGCUUAGAGGCUGUGAAGGCUGUGACUGCAGAGGAUCAUGACUUCUCUACUUUGAGAAUCAUUGUUGAAGAAUUCAAGAAUUGCUAG